UUAGAAGAAGAAAACAAAAAAAAAAAUAAUCUGAACCAAUGGACUGCAGACAUAAUGCAGGAAAUAACCAGAGACUGCGGACAUAGUACAGGAAAUGACCAGAGACUGCGGAUAGUACAGGAGAUGACCAGAGACUGCGGACAUAGUACAGGAGAUGACCAGAGACUGCGGACAUAGUACAGGAGAUGACCAGAGACUGCGGACAUAGUACAGGAGAUGACCAGAGACUGCAGCAUAGACAGGAGAUACAGGAGAUGACCAGAGACUGCGGACAUAGUACAGGAGAUGACCAGAGACUGCAGACACAGUACAGGAGAUGACCAGAGAAUGCGGACACAGUACAGGAGAUGACCAGAGACUGCGGACACAGUACAGGAGAUGACCAGAG
Molecule: messenger RNA, 388 nt
Organism: Staurois parvus
Lineage: Eukaryota; Metazoa; Chordata; Amphibia; Anura; Ranidae
Source: the annotation of a GenBank genome assembly